Dovyalis caffra is the source of this 2340-nucleotide messenger RNA. The record is from the annotation of a GenBank genome assembly. Lineage: Eukaryota; Viridiplantae; Streptophyta; Magnoliopsida; Malpighiales; Salicaceae.
AUGGGAUCGACGGUGCUGUCGGAGAUGGCGACGGAAAUAGUGGUACCGGUGUGUGCGGUGAUAGGCAUCAUCUUCUCUUUAAUCCAAUGGUUUCUGGUAUCACGCGUGAAGAUCACUUCGGAGCGAAACGCAUCGGGUUCGAACAACAAGAAUGGAUACAGUGAAAACUUGAUUGAAGAAGAGGAAGGUCUCAAUGACCACAGCGUUGUCUCCAAGUGUGCCGAUAUCCAGAACGCUAUUUCUGAAGGUGCCACAUCCUUUCUUUUCGCUGAAUAUAAGUAUGUUGGGGUUUUCAUGAUUGCAUUUGCGCUUCUCAUCUUCCUCUUUCUUGGAUCUGUUGAGGGCUUUAGCACAAAGAGCCAACCUUGUACUUAUGAUUCACAUACUAUGUGCAAGCCAGCGCUUGCCACUGCAAUCUUUAGCACUGUUUCCUUCCUGCUCGGUGCUUUCACUUCGGUCCUCUCUGGUUUCCUAGGUAUGAAAAUUGCUACCUAUGCCAACGCAAGAACAACCUUAGAAGCAAGAAAAGGAGUUGGCAAGGCAUUUAUUACUGCAUUUAGGUCUGGAGCAGUAAUGGGUUUUCUUCUAGCUGCAAAUGGUUUGUUGGUACUUUACAUUGCUAUCAAUCUCUUCAAGUUGUACUAUGGAGACGACUGGGAAGGCCUCUUUGAAUCCAUCACAGGUUAUGGUCUUGGGGGAUCUUCCAUGGCUCUCUUUGGAAGGGUUGGCGGUGGUAUAUACACGAAAGCUGCCGAUGUUGGUGCUGAUCUUGUCGGAAAGGUUGAAAGAAACAUUCCAGAAGACGACCCCAGAAAUCCAGCUGUCAUUGCCGACAAUGUUGGUGAUAAUGUUGGAGAUAUUGCUGGUAUGGGAUCUGACCUUUUUGGCUCAUAUGCUGAAUCAUCCUGUGCUGCCCUUGUUGUUGCUUCCAUCUCUUCUUUUGGAAUCCACCAUGAGUUCACUGCCAUGUUAUAUCCUCUGCUCAUUAGCUCUGUGGGUAUUCUUGUUUGUUUGAUUACAACCCUCUUUGCCACUGAUUUGUUUGAGAUCAAGGUUGUAAAGGAUAUUGAACCAGCAUUGAAGAAGCAACUUAUAAUCUCCACAGUUCUUAUGACUCUGGGAAUUGCUAUUGUGACUUGGCUUGGUGUGCCCUCAUCUUUCACAAUCUACAACUUCGGUACGCAGAAAGUUGUGAAGAACUGGCAGUUGUUCUUGUGUGUGGCAGUUGGUCUUUGGGCUGGACUCAUUAUUGGAUUUGUAACAGAGUAUUAUACUAGCAAUGCGUACAGCCCAGUGCAAGAUGUUGCUGACUCCUGCAGAACUGGAGCUGCCACUAAUGUGAUCUUUGGCCUUGCAUUAGGAUACAAAUCUGUCAUCAUUCCCAUUUUUGCCAUUGCAGUUAGUAUUUUUGUUAGUUUUAGCUUUGCGGCCAUGUAUGGCAUUGCAGUGGCUGCCCUUGGAAUGCUGAGCACCAUUGCUACCGGAUUAGCCAUUGAUGCUUAUGGUCCAAUCAGCGACAAUGCUGGAGGAAUUGCUGAGAUGGCUGGCAUGAGUCACCACAUUCGUGAGAGAACUGAUGCCCUCGAUGCAGCUGGCAACACUACUGCUGCCAUUGGAAAGGGGUUUGCAAUUGGAUCUGCUGCACUGGUGUCUUUGGCUCUCUUUGGUGCUUUUGUGAGCCGUGCAGGAAUUUCCACAGUUGAUGUCUUGACCCCAAAGGUUUUCAUUGGUCUGAUUGUGGGUGCGAUGCUUCCUUACUGGUUCUCUGCCAUGACCAUGAAGAGCGUGGGAAGUGCAGCUUUGAAGAUGGUUGAGGAGGUUCGCAGGCAGUUCAACACCAUUCCUGGUCUCAUGGAGGGCCAUGCCAAACCUGAUUAUGCCACCUGUGUCAAGAUCUCUACCGAUGCAUCCAUCAAGGAGAUGAUUCCACCAGGUGCUCUUGUCAUGUUAACACCCCUCAUUGUUGGAAUCUUCUUUGGCAUUGAGACUCUUUCUGGUGUUCUGGCGGGUUCCCUUGUUUCUGGUGUCCAGAUAGCAAUUUCUGCAUCCAACACUGGUGGUGCAUGGGAUAAUGCCAAGAAGUAUAUUGAGGCCGGUGCCUCCGAGCAUGCAAUAAGCCUUGGCCCAAAGGGUUCUGAGCCACACAAGGCAGCCGUGAUUGGUGACACUGUUGGCGACCCGCUUAAGGACACCUCAGGCCCAUCUCUCAACAUUCUCAUCAAGCUCAUGGCAGUAGAAUCACUAGUGUUAGGUUCUCAGUUUGUUUACCGUGGUUUAGUUGAAUUCUAUUUUGACGAGGUCAAUGAUGAUGAUGAUAAAUUAGGAUAUGUUAAGAGAUGA